Molecule: messenger RNA, 858 nt
Organism: Brugia malayi
Lineage: Eukaryota; Metazoa; Nematoda; Chromadorea; Rhabditida; Onchocercidae
Product: Matrixin family protein
Exons: 8
Coding region: 1-858 (285 amino acids)
Biological process (GO): extracellular matrix organization; collagen catabolic process; proteolysis
Cellular component (GO): extracellular matrix
Molecular function (GO): zinc ion binding; metalloendopeptidase activity
Source: RefSeq, a predicted model, not a curated record
AUGUUGCGGUCUUUUCAGUCGAAAGAUGAUGAAUAUGGCCUAACGGAGAUUAUUAUGGAUGAUCCCAAUAAUUCGAGAAAAACAAGUUGGAGAAGAGACAGAGCGAACAAAGAAGAUAUCAGGCAAAUUUCUUCGUGCAGUGAAGAAAACAGAGGAAGAAGAAAUGAUCACAAAAUGACAUUUGAUGAGAAAUCAAUGAAAAUAUCAAAAUUAUCAUCAACAUCGUUUGCUUCAUCCAAUACAUCAAACUGCUCAGAGAAACAGUUAGAAGGAAAUUCACUGAAACGGAAAUACUUCGAAGCAAAAGAACAAUCAACCAAUAAGUUUUCAAAUACAACAAAUGAAACGAUAAAAGGAGACGAAUCAUUGAAAGGAACAGAGUAUUCGCCUAGUGAAAAAAACUACACUCAGAGUGAUUCGUUUGCAUCAUCAAGGAAUGUUCUGCAACAAGCUUUCGAGAAAUGGUCAAAUUCAUCAAGAGGAGCUCUUUUAUUUAAAGAUCUCUCUCCAUCGGAUCGUACUACAGGGACUACUGAUGCAAAUUUUGAUGUUCUAUUUGCUAAAUAUGCUCACGGUGAUAAAGAAUCCUUUGAUGGAUUUGGUGGAAUUGUAGCUCAUUCAGGAUAUCCCAUAGAGGGCAUCAUUCAUUUCGAUGGUUCUGAAUACUGGUCGAUCGAUGGACGUAAUGGACUUGAUCUUCGAUACGUUGCCCUUCAUGAAAUUGGACAUGCACUUGGACUUAGACAUUCCAAUGAUCCAAAAGCUAUUAUGCAUCCAUAUUACAGUGAUCAAUUAAAAGAUUUUGAGCUUGCCGAAGACGAUAUUAUGGGUAUCAGAAAACUUUAUGGAAUUUCUUAA